Messenger RNA from Photinus pyralis (common eastern firefly), 1405 nucleotides. RefSeq names its product E3 ubiquitin-protein ligase KCMF1-like. The coding region runs from base 100 to 1290 and encodes 396 amino acids. The transcript has 6 exons. Gene Ontology annotation, cellular component: plasma membrane. Gene Ontology annotation, molecular function: zinc ion binding. NCBI's taxonomy places the organism in Eukaryota, Metazoa, Arthropoda, Insecta, Coleoptera, Lampyridae. The record is from RefSeq and is a predicted model, not a curated record. Gene Ontology annotation, biological process: synaptic signaling.
GGGGAAUUUAGUGAACCUACUCCCAGCCGUUUUUUUUUUGCCGUUUCCCUGAAGUUUCUACCAGGAAAAAUUGUAACUUUUAAGUAAAGCGCUGUGAUUAUGAAUACAAAUGUAUAUGGAACGAUUACGGGAGGAGGGAGAAGAAAAUCAAUGAAUUGCCACGAGGGUGUCAGUUGUGAUUCCUGUCUAAGGGGAAAUUUUAGCGGCCGACGCUUUAAAUGUUUAAUAUGCUAUGACUACGACUUAUGCUCGACUUGCUAUGAAGCCGGUGUCACGACUACUCGCCACAACCCAGACCACCCGAUGCAGUGCAUCUUGACGAGAGCCGAUUUUGAUCUGUAUUACGCCGGUGAAGCUUUAGCCAAUUUGGAUCAACCACAGUCUUACACUUGCCCAUAUUGCGGACGUAUGGGAUUUACAGACGCUACUUUGCUGGAACAUGUUACUGCAGAACACGCAGAAACACCUCUAGAAGUGGUUUGUCCGAUCUGUGCGGGAAUGCCCGGAGGAGACCCAAACCUAAUGACUGACGAUUUUGCCGGCCACUUAACGUUAGAACAUCGGACUGGUCCAAGAGAACUAAUCUCCUUCUUGGACGAACCAGUUGCUACACGCGUCCAUAACGUGAGGCGCAUUCCAUCCGGACAUCUUGGUGGCGGCAGUCGCAGUUCACAGUCUGGCCGCCCUCGCAGAUCCAACAUGCACUUCAGCGUUUUUAGCAGUGGCGCUUUGUCAUCAUUAUCACCAUCGACUCGAGACUCUGUGGAUCCGAUUGCAGAAUUACUGUCGCAGUUAUCCGGCGUACGGCGUUCAACAAAUAACGUAAGCAGCAAUAAUAGUAGUACCCCAUCUCAGCUACAACAAUUGCAAAUGCAGUUACAAUUAGAGCGGCAGCAGGUGAAUGUACCAAGGCAGCAACAACCGGAUCGUCUUCCCCGUCCUCGACAAACUGUAAGUCAGAUACUUGCUAGGGAAUCAUCAAAUGCAGAGUCAUCCAGUUCUCAUACCUUGGUAUUGAAACCAGCAGUAACCUUAGCACAAUCAUCGUCCAGUUCUCUAACAUCUACCUCGUCAACCGCAUCAACCUUUCUGUUAUCGGAACUGUUAGAUGAGAAUGCAUCUCAGUCGUCCUGGGAAGAUGAAGGAUCGGAGCGUAAUUUGUUUGUACAACAAAUCGUUUUGUCCACUAUAUCUCUUAGAAGGGAUGAAGUUCCUACACCUAAGCUGCUCGAUUCUGAUGCACCCUUCUCUGACAGUAGUAAUAGUUCAUCCACAUCCGAUUUGACAUAAUCAUCUUAACACCAUGUAUUGCCUCCUGUAAUCCCUUUCGAAAAAUUGCAAAAUGCGCUUUGGUUUGUAACAUACUUCUAUAAUAAAAGAGAGAGUUCGAGCUUGCAAACUCGAA